Molecule: messenger RNA, 3466 nt
Organism: Cuculus canorus (common cuckoo)
Lineage: Eukaryota; Metazoa; Chordata; Aves; Cuculiformes; Cuculidae
Gene: NINJ1
Product: ninjurin 1
Exons: 4
Coding region: 51-506 (151 amino acids)
Biological process (GO): tissue regeneration; cell adhesion
Cellular component (GO): membrane
Source: RefSeq, a predicted model, not a curated record
CUCCUCCCCUCACGCCCUGCGGGGCGGGGACGAGCGGGGCGCGCGCCGCCAUGGACUCUGGCAGCGAGAGCCACGAGCUGAACGGUCUGGGGGAGCACGGCGAGGGCGGCGAGCGGCGCAGAACAUCACAGUGGUUUCAAAGAAAUGGACCUAUGAAUAUCAACCACUACGCAAAUAAGAAGAGUGCCGCAGAGAGCAUGUUGGACAUUGCCCUGCUGAUGGCCAACGCAUCCCAGCUGAAAGCUGUGAUGGAGCAAGGACCUUCUUUUUCCUUCUACAUCCCACUUAUCGUUCUCAUCAGCCUGUCACUCACACUGCAAGUUAUGGUGGGAGUGCUCCUCAUCUUCCUUGUAAAAUAUGACCUUAACAACCCUGCAAAACAUGGAAAGCUGGAUUUCCUCAACAACCUUGCAACAGGACUGGUGUUCAUCAUAGUAGUUGUGAAUAUUUUUAUCACUGCCUUUGGAGUGCAGAAGCCGGUUGCCGAGUCAGCAUCAAAACAGUAAUUACAAGAGUCCUGAAGCAUUUGUCCUCCCAUAGAUGCCAUUUGCGCUUGAGCCAGUUACCCUGGGACAAAAUGGGGAAAACAAAAUGAUCUGGAGAAGCUGAGCAUGCAGAGCAGCUUUCUCAAGUUUCAGACAACAAAAACGCUUGUGCACCUAACAAUUUCCAAUGUGUUAAUAUCUAAACUGGAAUCUAAGGAAACAUGGAUUUUGACCCAAGAACAUUGUUUCUCUGGAACAUUAGCAUUUCCGUUUCUGUAGAAACAAAUAGUUCUCCAAAGAAGUGGCGUAAGCUCGUCGAGCAAGGUGGCACUUCCCAGGACUUCCCAUUUUCCAUUCCUUUUGGGUUUGUGGCAGUUUGUCCUUUCCAGUGCAGUCAGAAACAGCAGGCAUCGCUUCUGGCGAAGUUGCAUUGCCCUUCGUUUCACUCGUUUGGCACCGAACCUCUGUGCUCCAUGGCCCAGCAGUGCUCUUCCUUUGCGAUGCGCAAAAAUACCUGUGCCUUAUUGUCUCUUUUUCCACUCUAGCUGAAGUGAAAGUGAGACAAACAGAAGCAGCAGGCGAUCGUUAGUGCAGCUGUGCCCGCAGGUAGCCAGUUGUCCUGUGUCUUCGUCUCUGGACCGCACUUAACAUUACCUUCUCCGUUGUGCACAGACACAUUACUUGCUGAUAGUUUCUUGCUGUUAACUGUUAUGCUCUGUGUUCCAUGCAUAUUUUUGGAAGCCUUUUUAGAAGCACUACCUUUUUCUACCCCCAACUGGAAAACUAGAGGAUGCUGGGUGAACUUCGCCUUCCGAACUGGCACUGAGAGCCCAACAACAAUUCAAGUAGCAAACUGAAAGAAGUUUAUCACUCUACAACUCACUUUUCCAUCUUCUCUUCCAAAGAUUGAUUGCUGCGGUUCUGUUACUCUUAUGAGCUUAUAAAGCAUCACUAAUUUUUUGGUUUUUUUAAGUAUAUAUAGAGAUAUAAAUAUCUUCUAGGUUCUUACCUGCUGGCUCAGGGACUGACACUUUUUUCUAAAUACACUGUUGCUAGAAAUGAUGUAGUUUGUAACCAUUUCUACAACAAAAGCUUUCCAGUCAUUUCAUUUCCAAAGCAUCGCAUCUGCAACUGGAAAAAUCCUAGUCUUCUAGGAGCAUGUUUACUUGCAGAAGCAGGCUUGUACUAAUACAUUUCCUUACCGUUAGUUUUUAAAUGCUCCCUUGCACAUGUUAAUAGAGGUUUGACUUCCACGUGUCUCAUCUCAUUUACAGUUUUUAUUGAUCGUGUUUCUCUCUGGUUAUGUCUCCAGGCCCAUCAUGUAUCAUAUUAUCAUUUACGUGUUCUGUAAGAAUUACUAACAGGAAACAAAUCAGAAACCUGUGUGAUCAGUAAAGGAAAAGACGUUCCUUCUUAUUUUUUAAUUUGUCUUUUGUUGCUUCAUUUCCAACUUAACCCACAUUUAACCAGUACCUGGCAGGCAAUGGUUUUAGUUGUGUGUGUUGCAGCCAUUUAAACAUUGCUCAGAACAAGCUCUUAAUGAACUACUGAGGACAAUUUGCCUUAUUUAUUCCGUAGAAACCAGCAAACUCUUGAAGGACUAUUCAGACAUACUUGUGGUCUUGCAGUUUCGAUGCUGUAGUGCAGUGAAUCAACUGGCCAAACAGUAGUGCUAGAAACCUUUCUUUUGGAGAGAAUAGGUGACUGUAGGCAGAGCCCUUCAAGCAUGAAACAUCAGGCAGUAAUUUUGAUAACAUCCUUGAAUAUAUCACCUUUGUUACCUCCCACCUUUCUACUCACUGGAGUGUUUACCACUGUUUGUAAUAUUGGGAUACUAGGAGAAAAUUCUUCACAGAAAGGGUUCUCAGGCACUGGAACGGCUGCCCAGGGAAGUGAUGGAGUCCCCGUCCCUGGAGGGAUUUAGAAGACAGGCAGAUGAGGUGCUCGGAGAUACAGUUUUAGUAGUGGACAGGUACAGUUGGACUGGAUGAUCUCAAAGGUCUUUUCCAACUAAGCAAUUCUAUGAUUCGGUAUUUUUCAUUGCAAGAUUUGCAUCUUUCUAGUUUUUUAAUCAAGACCUAAAAAUAAGAAGAAAUGUGUUCCUGGCACCUAGGUAAUCCUCUCGUUUCUUGACUUGCCCCACUACCCUUAAGUCAGACUCAAACAGUUGCCCGUGCUUUACAGAUGUUGGCUUUAUACUUGAUGGUGAUCUGGCCCAGUUUUCAAUGUAGCUUUCCAUUCCUGUGUGACUGAUUGCCAUGGCCCUCCCUUAGCAGCAAAUGUUCACAUUUGGCUUGCAACUGCAACACUUGAAAGCAGUCAGAGGAGGUACAGACAUACCAGGUCUUUUCCCAUUUAUUCCCCUUGUUAUUGGGCCAUAAUUUUUCAGGUCACUCAAGCAAACAAGCUGUUACAGUAGGUUUCUUCUGAGAAAGGCAGUAGCUCCUACUGCAUCUUUACUGCUAAGCUGUUGUCCAACAGAAACUACCAAGGCUUCUAUAUCCCGUCUCCCAGCAGCUUGUGGAACUAACUGGAUCCAGAGCGGUCACAUAGGGAACACUUACUGCGAACACUCACUUGUCAACUACAGAUUCCAAUGGACUUUGCAAGACACAGAUUAGGGGGACAUACGGGAGGCAAAGGAAAAAUACUUCUAGCCUGAACAUGUUGUUGAGUGCCAGGAGCUGGAUGUGGAGAUCGACGUUAAGGUGGUAGGUGUCCUCACUUCAGGUCUGCCAGAACCAGGCUCAGGACAACAACAAACCCCACCCUGUGGAUCCUUCUGCCUCCUGAGCUCCCAAAAGUCUGACUGGAGUAUCACAGCAGACACUCACAGCUUCAGAGAACCUGGUCUCUUCGAUCCAAACACACGAAAAACCUGAUUUGAAAGCCAUCCCUCUGACUACAGGACCCUACUGAGCAGCAGCAGUAUUCAACUUGCAUAUCUUCUUUUAAAUAAAAAGGAUGCUGGUUUAUUACCA